AUGAAUUCGUCCACGAAUUUGUCACUUAAGAAAAAUGAAAGUACCUCGACACCAAACGACACUUUUUUCAAUGUCAUCGUGUUCAUUGAUGCCCUAUCCUGCGUGUUCCUUGUGUUUGGGAACUUCUUUAUCAUUGCUCUGAUCCGGAAGAAGCGUCUUCUAGGAAGGUCAACCAAUGUCUUCAUCUUUUCUAUCGCCGUAGCGGACUUUCUGAAUGGUACAGUAGCCAUUCCCACACACAUUUUAUUCCUAUACCAAAAGGAGACGACCUAUUCAUGUAAGUGUUUCCGUUUUAUGAGCUUCCUGUCUAAGACUGUGGUUCCGUAUACUAUCAUGUUUAUGACUGCAGAGAAGACUAUGCGAAUUUUGUGUCCGACACGUGAAUUCGUGACCGUUGCUCGAUGCAUGUUCUGUACUAGUCUUCUGUGGUUCUUCUCGUCAUCUUUCAACAUUUGGAGUGUGGUCCUCUUCACGUCCACUCCGUUAACCCACACCAACGUUGAACUUGGAUUUGAGAGAGCUUACAAACAAUGUAUUUUAAAUAAACGGUUCGUCUUUCUUCACAAGUACUUUCUAUUGAUGGACCUGUUUAUAUUGUUUUUGAUACCAUUAACAGUUGUGAUUUCGCUAUUUCUGGUACUAGUCAUCAAGUACUUUACAAUUUUACGAGAGAGAAUUCUGACAUAUUUCUUCGUUGUUAAGCUCUUACUGGCACUAUCACUCAAUGUACUAAUUACACACACUCCUUAUCAAGUGAUUACUUUCGUUGAAAACUCUCCAGAUUUUCAAUCCCCGGAAUUAUUCCUCCUGUCUAAUCUGCUCACCAGCCUGUUUUUCACUCGAGGGAUCUGGAAUCUAAUGAUAUAUGGAUAUUUUAAGCAUUAUGUUUGUCAGAAACAAAAUCUGGCCAGUAUUCGGGCAGGGAACUGUCCUCCUAAGACAGAAUCAUACAGACUGCCAUUACAAAGAAACAGACAGACUAUCACACGUCAGAGAAAUGGGUUGUAA
Messenger RNA from Saccostrea echinata, 1008 nucleotides. RefSeq names its product trissin receptor-like. The coding region runs from base 1 to 1008 and encodes 335 amino acids. The transcript has a single exon. Gene Ontology annotation, biological process: G protein-coupled receptor signaling pathway. NCBI's taxonomy places the organism in Eukaryota, Metazoa, Mollusca, Bivalvia, Ostreida, Ostreidae. Gene Ontology annotation, molecular function: G protein-coupled receptor activity; peptide binding. Gene Ontology annotation, cellular component: neuron projection; membrane. The record is from RefSeq and is a predicted model, not a curated record.